Messenger RNA from Diachasmimorpha longicaudata, 2063 nucleotides. RefSeq names its product arylsulfatase B-like. Bases 270 to 2021 code for a protein of 583 amino acids. Lineage: Eukaryota; Metazoa; Arthropoda; Insecta; Hymenoptera; Braconidae. The record is from RefSeq and is a predicted model, not a curated record. The transcript is spliced from 8 exons.
UGUCGCAUCCCAGCGGGCAAAGAGCUGGACCUCCGUGUCAGGGCUAAUGAGUCCUCAAGGUCGCGGAAAUAUGAAAAGUACGACAAUUAUAAUAAUGUCAAAAAUUAUAAGUUGAAAAUUUGUGAAAGUCAUUGGGCUGCUUCCCUGUUGUUCGAGAAAGCAUAUCGAUAUAAACUUUUACUACUGUCGAGGUCAUAGUAUCUUGGACUAACAUAAGAGUUAAAAUAACAUUCAUUCGCUAUCAACGUCUGUCAGCGAGCUUACUCAAUAUGUACACCACAAAGAUGUCGAGGACAAUUAGAAUAUUCGUCGCCUUAGUUUGUAUUUUAACUGUUUCACUGUGUCUUUAUCUUGUGAUAACGUUUGAACUGGAUGAUGUUGAUGAGACAGACAUUGGAAGACCCCACGUUAUUACCAUAAUUGCAGAUGAUAUGGGAUGGAAUGACGUUAGUUAUCACGGCUCGAACGAAAUUCCGACGCCGAAUAUUGAUGCUCUGGCUUACAAUGGGGUGAUUCUACAUAAUCAUUAUGUAUUGCCGAUAUGUACACCUUCGAGGACUGCGUUCUUCACAGGACGUUAUCCCAUCAGGGCAGGCAUGCAAGGCUUUCCCUUGCGGGCAGGGGAGCCCCGUGGUAUUCCACUAGGCACAAAAUUACUUCCUGAGUAUCUGAGAAACCUUGGCUACUCGACAAGGCUCGUCGGUAAAUGGCAUCUAGGCUAUCAGAGUGAUGACUUCACACCGGCGAGACGAGGAUUCGACACGUUUUUUGGAUAUUACAGUGGUUACAUCACAUACUACAGUCACACAAUAACCCAGAGCGGGCAGACUGGCUACGACAUACACCGUGAUAAUAAAACUGAACUAAAACCAGACUGGACUGGCCAGAAUGAAUACGUUACCGAUGUUUUUACGGACGAAGCUGUGAGAAUCAUUGAGGAACAUGAUACCCGACGUCCUCUCUAUCUGCAGCUCUCUCAUCUUGCACCGCACGCCAGUGACGCCGCUGAAACAUUGGAAACGAGGAAUUUUACUGUGGUUAAUGAAACUUUUCAUUAUAUUGAAGAUAUACAACGACGGAAGUAUGCAGGUAUGAUGACUGCACUGGACGAGUCGGUUGGACGUGUGAUGAAAGCCCUGAGCCAUAAAAAUUUGUUGCAAAACUCCAUCGUCAUCUUCCUCGCUGACAACGGCGCCCCGACCUUCGGCCUCCAUGAGAAUAGAGGGUCCAAUUAUCCUUUUCGUGGGCAAAAGUUGUCGUUUUAUGAAGGCGGCGUUCGUGGUGCGGCGUGUGUGUACUCACCACGAAUAAAAAAACAAGGGAGAAUUGUUAACGACCUUGUUCAUAUCACCGAUUGGCUUCCAACGCUGUACAGUGCAGCUGGCGGUAAUGUCAAUGACCUCGGCAUCAUCGAUGGUAUCAAUCAGUGGUCUACAAUCAAACGGGGACAAUCGGGUAAUAGAAAAUCAUUGCUCGUCAAUAUCGAUGAGACUGUCAAUCGAGAGGCUGCUAUCCUUGGGCAAUACAAACUUCUUAAAAAGGGAGCAAUGCCUUUGUACGAUGGGCAUUCUGGUAAUAAUGUUGACGACGGGGACCCCGCGGCCCCUCCAUACGACUUGGAAAAAAUCGCGUCAUCGGCAACCAGCCGAGCCAUCUUCAGGACGACAGGGACCCUCACGAGGUCCCGGAAAAUGCUCGAUCUCCGUGCCCGGAGUAAAAUCAUCUGCAAGCCUUUUACCGAUAUUGCCAAUUGCUCCGAAACGUGUUUAUUCAAUCUCAGUAGUGACCCCUGCGAGACAACCGACAUAUCCAGCGAUCAUCCCGAGGUGAUAGAAGCACUGGAGGACAUAAUCGAGAGCUACCGAAGUGUUCUCAUGAAUCAGACAAACGCCGCCGUCGAUUCAAGAUCAUUUCCAAUGUAUCACAACGACACUUGGAUGCCCUGGCUGCCACCCCAUCAGACAGCCCACCCUGAAUUCGAUACGUUCAGUGGAAUUAAUGAGAGAUUAUUCCACUACUAAGACCUUCCAGUAUUAAAAUAAAAAUUCAUGAAUCAUGUAUAA